AUGGCGUCGCAGGACGGCACGCCGGGCGCGCGGCGGAGGCGGCCCGCCGCCAGGUCGCAGAGCGCGCGGACGCCCGGGGGCGGCAGACGGCGCACGGCGGCGGCCGCGGGAGGCGGGAUGCGCGCGGGCACGAGCGAGCCGCGCCUCUGCGACCUGCCCGCGGUGGUGACUGCGAGCACCCCUGAGGCGUCCCCGGCGGAGAGGCGGCGCCAGGGGUCGACGCGGCGCUCCACGAGGGCGGGCGGCCAGCAGCGCAAGUCGACGGCCUUCCUCGAGGUGCCCGACCGCGGCGAGCGGCUGGAGGACGAGGACGACGAGUCCUACCGCCUGCGCUCCUUCAGCUUCACGUCCAAAGGCGUGGUGAACCGGGGAGACUCGUUCCGGCGCCGGCGGUCGCGCAGCAACAGCCUGGUGCCGCCGGGACUGCAGUCCGCCUCCCCGGACGGCGGCGGAGGAGGGGGCGGGGGGUGCGCGACGCCCGCCCCCGCCCAGGACGACGCCGGGCGCCGCGACGCGCAGGUGAUCACGUACCGCGUGGCCAUGAUCGGCGCCUCGGGGGUCGGCAAGACGGCGCUCGUCAGCCAGUUCAUGACCUCCGAGUGCAUCAACGCCUACGACAGGCAGAGGGAUGUGCCCAGAGAACAGUCUGUGUCCAUUAUGCUGAAUGGCGAAGAGUCGGAACUCUCCUUCAUCAACAUAGCAAACUCGAAGGUGGAGCUCGACCGACAGGACCCGCCCGACGCCUUCGUGGUGAUGUACUCGGUGAUCGACAAGGCCAGCUUCCAGAGGGCGGAGGACGAGCUGGCCCGGCUGCAGGACUGGGGGCUGCUGAGGACGCGACCCGCCAUCUUGGUGGGCAACAAGGUGGACCUGGCGCGCAGCCGGGCCAUCUCCACACAGGACGGCAAGUGCCUGGCUUGCACCUACCGGGCCAAGUUCAUCGAGAUCUCGGUCGGAAUAAACCACAACAUCGACGAGCUGCUGGUCGGGAUCCUGAACCAGAUCCGCCUGAAGCUGGCCAACGCCGAGCACGACAGCUCGGUCCACUGGUACAAGAGCCGCGGAGUGGUGCGCGCCAGCAUGAAGGCACGCCAGAUGUUCACCUGGGUGUUCGGCAAGGAGGACUCCAAGUUUAAGAACUGCGAGAACCUGCACGUCUUGUAGCGGACUGACCGGAGACGGCGCUAACUUUUAUUUACAGUUUAUAUCCUGCCACUUACCAUCCACCCAGUGUAAGGUAUUUCUAAUGCAGUCUUUCAAGUCAUUUUCAAAAAUCUCAAUCUCUAUUUUAACAUUUCUAAAAAAGACUUCUAUAGCAAAAAUUAUUUUUGUCGCAGCUUAACUAAGAAGUACAGCUGUAAGACAAUAUUGAGGUUCAACCUGUUAUUUCAUCUUCAUUUUGUGUUUAGUUAGUUUUAACAGUAAGGUAAAAUACGAUGUAAGUUCUUGCUUGUCUUAACUGUCUUCCUAGACAGAAGUAUAGAUCUAUUUUUUUCAUGUUUGAUUGAACAGUUGGUUUUAAUUGCAAGUGUUCCCCCAGAGAUAAAUGUUAUGUACAUCUCAAGUCUCCAUUAUAAAAAAAAAACUAAGAAAAUUAGGUAUGCAAUUUUUAACCAUACUCAUGUUAAUUCUGCAGCAGGAACAGCACCAAGAAUAUACAAAUAAAAUUUUAAUUAGGUACUUUUAUGUCAAGCUUACAUGUUUAAUUGAUUUAUAACACAUUAAUAAAAUUAAUUUUCUUCCACUAAAGUUUGAGCAAAAAAGAAGAAAUAAAAUGAAUCAUUAUAUUUUAAUUUGAUAACUCUAAGCAAUAUGGAGUUCUUAAGUCUCACCUAUAAUUUGAUGGGUGCUAUAAGGAACAAGUGUUUUUACCUACUUCCAUUAUAAACCUCCCCAUCAAAAAAUUUUACAGCUCCAUAUUCUCAGUAUAUCACACAGAUUAAAAAAAAAAAAAAAUGAAAUGCCAUAACAAAAUUGUGUUUAUAAUGUAAACAUGUCAUGAAAAUAUUUUAUUUGUGUAAUUAUUCUAUGUAUACUUAAAUAUUGAGGUUAUGAAAGAAGUCCUGUUUAUGUCAUUGUUCUUUUUUAAAGUUCAGGAAGCAUUUUAAUAAACCUACAUUAGCAUCACUAAUAUGUGUUAAUUUGAAUAUAUUUUUCUACUGCCUAACAUGAGUAAAAAAUAAUAUUAGUAAUUCAACAGAGACCCUAGUAGAAUAUCUUGUUCAGUGUUGUUUUAUUUUGUAAAGUGGAUUUUUAAAAUGUAAUUUGUGUUGUUCUGUCAAACAUUACUUUCGUGAAUUCAUGUUUGGUAAUUGAAACUGUCUAUUUAAAUUCAUAUACCAGUAAUACAUUAUCAUUACCAUCAAUAUUUAAAAGUAGCUGCAUAAAAAUUUAAGUAAACUCAAUAAACAGUAUACCAAAAUAAUAUUGUGUGGAAAGCAGAUAUUUUACAGUAUGAACUGUAUACAAUGAUGAAGUAUUUCAUAUUGAUGUUUAAAAUUGUACAUAAAAAAUUACUAUCAUCUAUAAUAAAAUAUCUUUCAAUGGUAGCAGCAAACUGGCUUACGCAUUAUUGUGAUGUGCUUAAAACAAAACUUUAAUCUUACAUGAAAACUUGCCUUAUUUGGAAACACAUUUUCUUAUCUUAUAAAUAGUAAACUCUAUGGUUUAAGGAGACUACUAAAUAACUUGCCAGACUAAGAUUAUUUACCACUAAAGACCAAACCAGCAAUUACAAACACAUUUAAACUUGGUAAACAUAACAUUUUUGUGAAUUAAUAAUUUGAAAUUUUUGUGAACAACCAUUUUAAUGGUACAAACAAACUCAUAAACAUAUCUUCCUGGAAUAGUACCUGUACCCUGUAUUAUUGUUGACUAAAUUAAUGUAAUCGGGGAAAAUAACUGUAAAUAUUCAUGAAAUGAAAGAUUUCUUAAGACUAUUGACUUCAUGUUCCCAUCAAACUGAGGUGCUGCCAACCAAUAUCUGAGCAGGUAUUGAAGAGAUUUUUGCCUCAAAUAUUACAUGCAUAGUAAUGGUUUCAUAUUUCACUAUUCAUUUUCUCUAACAAUUAUACCAAAAAAACUAAUUAAGUCUAACUAGGAUUAAAAAUUACAAUUUGAAUAUUAUUUAUCAGAGAUAAGGUAUUGAUUUUAAGUAAUAUCUGUUUAAAAUAUGUAGUUUUCAUAUAAUUUAAAUCAUCAACUGUGAUCAAAAUUAAAGUAGGUUUGUUUUACUCACCGUCUCUUUUGCUAACUAGGAGUUGUAAGCAUUAGAAGCAAUGAAUCUAGGUCAAAAAAAGUUGGUAAUUCUCAAAUAGUUAAAAAGAAUGACUUGGGGUUCUUUUUUUUAAAACUUUUUUCUCACAUGGCACAUAAACAGAUGUCUUGAAAUAUACAAUUACGAAGUAAGAUUCGUCUGAAGGUGAAACUGAUAAGGCAAUACCUAAUAUUGUGCUACAAAUGAGAGCUUAAUCAAAUUAUGUUUGUGUUUCCACGUAAUAUUGUCAAUACGAAUAUACUCCAUAUAAACCUGUAGUAAUGAAAUAAAUACAUGUUAACAAAAAUAAGUUAGUUCAUUUUCCUAAAAAUCACAAUACAAUGAACAUUACGUACAUCACAGAAGUAGGUGAUCGCGCCGAAACAACCAGCAGACUACUUGCCCUCGCAACUCUUCCUCAAGGGGAGAAGCAUCGAGGGCGUGAUCUGAGCGACCUGACAGCAUCUUGCUGCAUUGAGAAAAACGAGUAUCCACCAUACUGUUUCUGGCAAGUAAAACUCACAAGGGUGUCCGAGGGUUAAAAGGUCAAAAAGAGACUUGGAGUAAAACAAACCUAGUGAUUCUUAUAACCCAAAAUGGCCAGUUACAAUUCCCACCAGUCUAACAACCUUUCAUCCCCCCCCCCCCCCCCCCCCCACCCACAAUUAUAUUUUCCGGACGUCCGUUCGCCCAGUCCAAGCACAAGAACAAAGGAAUGAAAGCCCCAUGUGGGAGGAAUAGAGGAAUAGGUUUUUAUUUCCUAAUGCAAUAUCUAGCAGAUCCUUCGUGGAUUUUCACAAGUGGGUCAUGUGGUAGGUGUUCACCAGGUAUCUCUAAUCUCCUAAACAGGAUCUACUUGCCGCUUCAUACACAUUUAAACUCAUGACACGUCUGUACUCCAAAAGUGGCCAGAUACAAUUCAUGCAAGCCCUAGCUUAACUUUCAACAGUUGUACAUUUUGAGGAAAAGAACUUUCGAUGAAGUACCAUAUUUCUUAGUAGUAUAACCAUCUCUUAGCAUAGAACAAUAUUGUUUCUUCAUUAUACACUGCAUAGUCCCAAAAAUUGAAAAAGGUAAAGGGAUGGUGCAUUCCCAAUCUCUCAGUGAUCCACCCAUUCACAAAUAAUAAAAAAUAAAUUUUACAUUUUAAAUACCUAUCUGCUUAAAAAAUUACUGUGCACAUAAUUACAAUAGACUCAAGAGGGCUUUAUAUGUAGUGUUUUGUAGGUAAUAACUAUGUCUCUCAUUAAUCCAUUUAUUCCCUACACAAAAUAUGGGUACCGGUACUCACCAAAGUCUUCAUAUGUACUUAAGCAUAACUACAAUGAAGCAUCAAUUAACUAAAAGUAUGUACAGAAUCAGUUUACUACAAAGGCUCAACUUAAAGGUUUGAUUUAUCCUCAUUAAAACUUUUUGUUUUACAGUAAUUGGAACAAAUUUAAUAAUUUCACCAUGCUAAUAAAUUUAUACAUUUUAAUUUGUGUAGUUCAUAUUGAAAUAAAACUUAUAUCACAACCAGCUUGAUGAACCAGUGAGUCUAUUUUGUUAAACAAUGUAAAUACUGCUUCAAACCUCAAGUACAAAUGUAAGAAACCACACAAAGUAUUCCUACUGUUGAGUGUAAUUGUAAACUAGUACUGCUCAUGUAAAAAAAAAUCCAAUUAUUGUACAUAAUCAUUUGCUGGGUUGAUAAAGAAUACCUAUCAUCACCACUAAACUAGAUGUACUGUUUGACUGUUUAUGUGUAAUCAGACUUACCUGUAGUAUAGUUAUUUUUAAAUGUUGUAGGUUGCUUGAGAUUUGUUGUUCAAGUACAUUAUUAACAAGACAAUAUCUGACAGUAAAACAGCUCCAAUAUCAAAUGUUAUAUAAAGAAACCUGUUGCAAAAUAUCAAUUUAUUGUCUGAAAUAAAAAACAAGCAUGUCAAAAGUAAUUAACAUUUAGAGCUUUGAUAUUUACAUGAAAAUAUAGAACUUUCAUAAUUUGAUAAAAAAUAUUAGUUACAGUAGUACUUGAGUUGACAGUAAUUUGUUGUGCAGUUAUUGUUCCGAGAGUGAGCAUCAAUUGAGCAAGUUUGCAUUUUUUUUGUCUUUAAAAUAAAAUUUGCUUAAUUUUAGAAACUUAAGCCAAAGACAAAUUUUUCCCUCAGCAACAACAGACGAUGUCUAUAUAUUCAAAAAUGUUAAAUUCACAAAAAAUCCUUAAUUUUUUUCACUGUUUUCUUUUGUUUUUACACAGGUAUGACCCAAAACAUGUUACUAAGCAAUUCUUUUGUGGAAUUAAUUUCUCCCAGCAUGCAAUCAUAAUUAAAGUAUAAUUUUGGCAAAAAUUAAAACCAAACACGAUACAUUGUUUUUAUUAUGACAUAAUAAAAGUACAUAAAACUAUAGCUAAUACGAUAUUUUUAUUUUUGGUGCUCACUGGAUGACUCACUUUUGUUUGGUGGAGCCAAUGAUUCCUCAGGCUUUGCAUCACUUUUAGUAAAUUGAUAAUUACUUGACCCAUUAUUUAAACUCGAGAGUAGUUAAAAUCCAACAUUAAAAAGCUUUGUCAAAAUACUGCUCAUCUAACAUAUUUGAAAAAAUGCUCACCUGCAUAGCUUUUUUCCAUGUGAAAAAUCUGAAUUUUCUGAGUAGCUGAUCUGCUAAAUAAUUUAUAAGAUGUAUGAGACAUCACUCGUGUAACUACAGCUAAAGAAUUACGGGUCUGUUUACGAAGCACUGCAUGUUACAAUUGGUUGUUACCUUCGUUAGGAAUAUCCAGAACACUCCUCAGCUGUGUCAAACUUGCCCACUUCAUCACCAUUUGCAGUGAUGCAAUACGCACUAGCUGACUCACAUCCCUCAGUCUGUCUAUGCGAUAUUCCUUUUCCAAUAUCAUUAAAACACAUAAGAAACCAUAGCAACAUCAGUGCACAAUAAUGCUCUUUAAAAAUAUUGAAAAUUGAUUGCGACAUACUGCUAAUACUCACAAUGCUAACUAGACAUCUGCGAAUUGUGAUUUUUCAGUUCGAAUCGAAUUUGAAUCGAAUUUCAAAAAAAUUCACGAGUUUCGAAUUUUUUUCGAAUCGAAUUUGGGAAUAUUUAUUAAAAUAACAUAGAUCAUAAAAAAUUUCUAACAUACCUCCUUUGAAAAACUUGUCACAUAAGUCACAGUUUAAAUCAAGUAACUAAAAUUAAAGUGAGACUAUUUUGAAGAAGCACAACCAGAUUCUCAAAAAUUAAAAAAAAAAAAAAAAAAUUAAAAUUAUAUGUCUAUAAAUCACUUCGCAAAUCAUUUCAAAUCGUCAUGUAGAAAGGUGAGUUCAUCGACAUGGUGCGGCAACAACAAUUAUCUGCAGCUGGUAUAACUAUGUUGCCUACUGUAGAGAAAACUCUCUUCACUUGCCACAUUAUUUAGCCUGUUUGACUUUCAAGGAUAAAAAUAUUAAUAAAAAUAUCACAGCAUAAGGAAGUGGUACAAAAGAAAAAAAAAUUGGUUGUCUGUAAAGUCGGUUUACGGACGAUAGUUUAACGUGACGUCAUAACAAAACAUUGAUGAAAUGAUUGCAUACUUUUAUGAAUAAAAUUUAAUAAUUUUUAUUGAAUUAUCACUACUUUGUAUGGAUACAAAGAAGAAAUGAAAUUAAAUCUACAAUUUAAUUGAUGAAUUUACUUUUAUUUGCAAUCAUUAAUUUAAAUAUGUUUAUUACUUUAACGAAGAGAUUAUUUUAACUAAAACUUUUAUACAUGUUUGCUAUUUAACUUCUUCCAAUCUGUGUUAUUCUGUUAAGGAUAGGACGAUGAUAGGAAAAGUAGGAAACGAAUGGGAGUGUUUCAAGUUUAAUGUGCCUCGAAAAAGUCAAAUCGAUGGUUGUUCUAAUCGAGUGGAAGAGAGAUAGAUGCGGCGCAAUCGUACAAUGAGCGUAACGGGACACAUGAUAACCGGACAAUGUGCGUAACGGGACACUUUUUCGUGCGUGCAGCCGGCGUUCAUCGAUUUAUUAGACGUUAUCACGUCAGUACAGGUGGUGCUAAUAAAAUAACGGCAAAGCACUUUGUUCAGCGUAGGUGGUUCAUUUGCGAAGAAAAAACUAUGCACUUUACGCCUAAAAGCCGUCUUCACAAAAUCAUCACAAGUUUUGAUAACAGGAUACUCAAGUUUCCUUUUCUUCCCGGGAGUUGUUAAUGUCCCAGAGUCCUGUAAUUCUUUCCUUGCAAGAAGCACACUGCUCUUCGAAACACUCGUAAAUUCCGCAGUUAAACUCGCGAUAUCGUUCACACGACGAUCCGAAUAUUUGUCUGAAAAUGUUUUAAAAACAUUCAACACAAUAGUUUUCUGUGCACUUUUCAAAGGCUUUCCAGUUCUGUGCUUUACAAAACCUUGUCCGGCGUCAGCCAUAACAAACCGUGCGCGCACGAAUCCGAAAUACAACUGUUGCGCCGGGUAUCAACUGUAGACUGUACACACAGCGUCUGCUAACAUAAUUGUAAGUAAAUACUUGCUGACACAUUAAACUGUAUUUUAUAUUAAUGGUGAAACGCUAUAAUGCUAUAUAACAAUUGUUAUAAAAAAGGUAGUGUAAAAAUACUUACAAAUGGUACGUAACCAAGGGACUAUUUCUUGGGCACGAAUAAUGUGCGCGGCGGACGGCAGCCAAUGCAAAUGUUUGUUUACAAGAGGCUUUGUUUAUUCCAAAACUCAGGUAAGAGUGAACGGAAAAUACUAUUAUGCAAAAAAAAAAAGUAAAGUAAUCCAUAAAAACAAGACCUUUUCAUGGAAAGUACGUUUAUUUAAAAAGUAGACUUUGCGAAAGCAAGCUAAAUAAUUUAAAUUAAUGAGUGAUGCAAUAAAACCAUUUUAUUCAACGUAAAAAAAAAAGAAAAGAAACCCGUAACAAGAACGUGAUUUGUAACUAUACGCAUAACGAUCGUGAGGGUUAACUUGGUUAUUGACAGAGCGCGCGCGCAUGCAGGCUGCGAGCUAUCGACAUCAAUUUUCGACUACGUGCGCGCGCUCUAUACAGAAAUGCAGGAAUCAACACAACCAAAUUGGUGCUGUUUACGUUUUUAUAAGCGGUAUAAAGCGACUCCCGAGACGUUUAAGAUGAAGUUUUUAACUUUUAAAAAAGUCUUUAAAACACGAUUUACAUAUCAGAUUACUUUGUAAUAGGAUUAAUUAAGUUAGUAAGCAAUUUUAUCAGAACUAACGGCGUAAACUGCGUAAAGCAAUAGGCGCGUUGUAAACGGGAAUUCAUUGCUUUACAUCCAAUGAGGUUAAAACGAGACAGAAAUAAAAUGGUUCAAAUAACGUGAAAACGUAAAUAACGGUAACGUAAAUAAGGGGUUUCGAUGUAUAAUUUUUUGUAAGUGGAAGAUGUAAUCGUCCAUUUACAUUUCUUUUAAAAUUAGGGGAGGGGAAUGUCAAGUCGAAUUAUUGUAAAAUGAAUUCGAUUCGAAUUUACGAAUCGAAUAUCAAAAAAUUCGAACUCGAAUUCGGUAAUUCUGAAUAUUCGCAGAACCCUAAUGCUAACACAGGUAUUGUACAUACGUGUAUCGUAAAUACAGUAGAACCCGUUUAUAGUGAACCCGCCUAUAAUGAAUUCCCGUUUAUUGUGAAUUUCCGUCUCAGUCCCGGCAAAAUGAUGUGAGGUUAUGUAUUAAUUUAUUGGAUAUAGCGUACAACUUUUGUCAAUGUUGAUACGUUUUCCCGCGUACCACGAACAAAUUUUGCCGACAUAAUGCACAUUUAUCUCUAUAUUUUCAUAUAAUUACAAGUUUUUUUCUCAAAACGUCUAUUUAGGAUCACAUUGAAGAUUUUCUCCGCAAUAAGCUACUCGAUUGUCCACCGUUUAUAUUAUAAACAAGUCGUAUUCGAGUGGCCUCGGUAUGGUACGUGUAGCCAGAAAUGGUGAUCAGUCUGGUGAAAAUAAAAAUAGUUUUCCCUGCAUUGUUAAAGAAUGGGCGAACGCGUGUACAUUUAAUAUGUUAUCAAAAUUAAAAAUAAAUUACCGCCACACAAAUACGUAUGUACAUUAUAGCAGCAAAUUCAAUAUUUUUACGUCUCAUUUUUAUCGUUUACGUUUCGGACAUUUUGAUCGAGUAAGGUUCGUAAGACUACCACUAGAUAGACCUCUGUGGACUAAAUUUUUCCAUAGAAAGUGAGAAAAUUUCGUUCCAACUAUAGCAACUGCGAUACUAAAUGAUACGUAGUGAUCUUUGAUGCGCCAGACUCGUUAUUUUUCGUUUAUUUACUUUUGACGGUAAAAAGAAUUUUGUUUUAAUAAGCUGCAAAUGUGCUUCAAUAAGAAAUACGUACAUAAAAAAGGGUGAAAAACGCGUUAAAAAACGUAAGGCAUUAUCUGUGCGACAUAAACUGGACAUUAUUGAAAAGGUAGACUUUAACCUCACUGUCCCGCACGUGUUAAUAGCAAAGGAACUGGGAAUUACAACAUCCACAUUAAGUACAAUAUUAAACAAGCUGAACAAUCUUCUUUCUCAAGCUGCGAAUACGUCACAGAGUACCUAUUAAACGCCUGAAAAAAGGAAAAUAUGCAUAUGUUGAAAAACCAUUAAUAGAAAGUUUGUACAUGUAUAGUGUAUUAAAAAUAAUAUCUGCAUUUGCUCAUAAAACUGUUGCUUUGAGUAUUUUCAUUCUUUAUUUUCUUGUCUUAGGCCUAUGUGUAGUUAAGAUUUUGCUUUUGAGUAUGUAUUGCCAAUAUAAAAGUUUUCCCAGAUAUAAAGUUUCCCCUCUAUAGUGAACAUAUAACCUACUCCCUUCAGAUUCAUUAUAACAGGGUUCUACUGUAUUGACAUAGCAAACUACAAUCAGAAAUCACAAAAAGAAAACAUCUUAAUUAUUCAAUAUUCAUAUAGCAAAUAUGGCAACAUGUGAUAUAAUGCAAAUAUUGCAAUAUACCUCACUAUCAAUUUUUCUUAUCUUUAUCACCUUUCAGAUUUUUGAUAAACAUUUUAUCGUGAACAAUAUAUCUACAAGUUGCAAGACCCUACCUGUUAGUGCUUCAGUACCACUCUGCAUUUAUAUUAUCAGUGCAACGUAAUUCAAACAAUUAUUAAUCUGUUCAUUGUCACACACGAUCAGCAAUGCUAUGAGAACACAUCCACACUGGGCAAGUACAAAUUUACCUAUGGUAAUGAAGAAAACAAGUUAUUAUAGUCCAUUAUAAUCAAAAAUAACCUUUCAGGAAGUCAUAGUUUCACCAAACAAAAACUAUUAUGAGCGAUCGUUUGUCAUGUAGAAAUAUCAGAGGAAAAAAAACUGCAAAACAUUUUGAAACUACAGUGCCUUUUUAGUACUUUUUAUAUUUUGUACAUGGCAUUCAUUAAUUUAAUUUUAGGAAAAUCAUAGUUCUUUUUAUGAUGUCUUUAUAUAUACAAACUGUGUAUAGUAAUGAAUGUGUAAUUGAAAAUAAAAAUGAAGAAAGCAAUGUGUGCAUAAAAAGU
Messenger RNA from Bacillus rossius redtenbacheri, 10699 nucleotides. RefSeq names its product GTP-binding protein RAD (gene Rgk3). Gene Ontology annotation, cellular component: plasma membrane. Gene Ontology annotation, molecular function: GTPase activity; GTP binding; calcium channel regulator activity. The record is from RefSeq and is a predicted model, not a curated record. The transcript has 5 exons. The coding region runs from base 1 to 1164 and encodes 387 amino acids. Lineage: Eukaryota; Metazoa; Arthropoda; Insecta; Phasmatodea; Bacillidae.